This is a messenger RNA of Dimorphilus gyrociliatus, 1675 nucleotides long. Lineage: Eukaryota; Metazoa; Annelida; Polychaeta; Dinophilidae. The record is from the annotation of a GenBank genome assembly.
CAUGCAAAGUCCGAUAACUGAAGAAUCAAAUGAUCUUUCAACAACAAUUGAUGAUGUUGAUACCAUUGAGAUCGUUAAUAUUCUUCAAAAUUGCGAUAAAGAGAUAUUUUCAGGAUGGAAAAAGUACAAAUCAGAUUCUAUAUUUUCUCCAAAUAUAAUUCAAACCAUAUCAAACUUAUCGAAAGUAAUAUCCGAUAUUGUAUCAUCGGAUGAGAAAAUUUGUAUUGUUAUUAGUGGUUGUGGAACAUCUGGAAGGAUAAGUUUUCUAGUUUCCAGAUUUUUCCAAGAUAGAAUAAAUAGAGAUAAUUUAAAAAUUCGAUAUAUUAUUGCAGGAGGAGAUUUAGCUUUAUUUACACCUCAAGAAGCACCUGAAGAUGAUCCUAAAAAAGGAAAAAACUGUUUACUCAAGGCAACAGAGGGUUUUAAUAAAGUAAUUUUUAUUGGUGUAACGUGUGGAUUAUCAGCUCCUUUCGUCGCUGGACAAUUAGACUAUUGUUUGAAUAAUACGGAUAAAUUCAUUCCAGUACUGAUUGGCUUCAAUCCCAUAAAUUUAGCCAGGAAUUCUAAGAUAGAAGAUUGGGAUAAAACGUUCCUGAAUGUUGCUGAAAGAAUGGCAGAGUACAGCCAAAAUGGGCUUGCAUUUGUGGUUAAUCCUAUAGUUGGACCGGAACCGAUAACAGGAUCUAGUAGGAUGAAAAGUGGAACUGCAACUAUUAUACUGCUGUACACAAUACUUGCAACAGCUCUUAAUGAGAAUAAUAUCAAUAGAGAAACUUUAAUAGAAAAAGCCUUAAAAGAAGCUGAAAAAGCUAAUGCGUUAGCCUAUACCCAAAAAAGUCCAAUAGCUAAGGGAAUCAACAUUUGUGGUGAGGCUUUAAAUAGAGAAGGACGAAUUUGCUACGUUGGAAAGGAAUUAGUUGGUUUUAUGGGCUUAAUGGAUGCUUCUGAAUGCGUGCCAACUUUUGGGGCUGACAUUUAUGAUAUAUUUGGUUAUGUGAAAAAUGGAUAUAAAUUCUUAAAUAACGUCGAAGGAGAUCUUUCCUUUAAGGCUGAUAUUUCAUUGGAAUAUUUUAUCCAGUUUGUUGCACCAAAAUUAACAGCGUAUGAUGUUAUUGUAUUCCUGACUCCAGAUAAGAUAACAGUAAAUAGUUUAAAUGGUUGCCCGGCAAAGAAAAUUCUAAUUACCUUUUCGAAGGAUGACUUAGAUAUUAAUUUAUUAGAAUUUUCUGUUGUAAUUAACUUACCCAUUGGAAAUUUUGAUAAUGCUAAUUCGUGGACCAUGCAAUUAGUCAUAAAAGCGGUUUGUAAUGCUCUCUCUACCGGGGCCCAUAUUAUGAAAGGUAAGGUGUAUAAGAACCGUAUGAUAGAUGUGCGAGUUAGCAACAAUAAGCUAUUCUUUAGAUCAUUAAACUUAAUAAAAACAUUUGGUAAAUGUAAUGAUGAAAUGGCGAAAGAAUGUUUACUCAAAGCUAUUUAUGAAGUAAAUAGUUUAAACCAAGAAAUUUUAUCAUUGCCAAUCAGUAGCCACAUUGAAAAGGCAACUGCAAUGGGUAAGGUAGUUCCAACAGCAAUUAUAAUUUGCUUAACGAAUUGUAGUUCAGAAGAAGCAAAAAGUAUGUUACAAGAGACGCCAAUGAUUCGUCAUGCUAUUCGUUUACUAUGUAAUAAACGAUAA